GGGCGAGCGAGCGCGGACUCCAUUUGGCACUUUCUUAGGUGCUCUCCCAACAAUUACACAUCUGCUUGCAUCAGAGUGUCGUGUGACUCCUCUUCCUUAAAACGGAAACUCCUAAAGGCUCCUUGAGUUCUGCAGUUCUCCUUAAAUGCCUCCUCCAACUGCAAGGGAGUCUAACCAUCCGGUGGCUCUGUUCUCAUUUAACAUGGAAGAUGAGUUCUUUGGAGAAAAAAGCUUCCAACAUUACUGUGCAGAGUUCAUCCAACAUUCACAACACAUAGGUGACGGUUGGGAGUGGAGAACAGCCAAGGAAUGUUCUGAUGGCUACAUGUGCAAAACACAGUUUCAAAUAAGAACUGGGACUACGCUGCCACAUCUGGGAACACCUGCCAGUGUACACUCGUGUCUUCCUGCAGAGUUUGUUUAUAUGGUGGAUUAUACUGAUGGAUUUUCAUAUGUUGAACCAUCCCUGAAUCUCGAGGAUGAAGCCUACUUGAUCAUGGUGGAUGAUCUUUUUGAUGCAUUCUUGGAUUUGGAGAAUUUAGAGCUGCCGAUGGACGAUUGUGAAGUGACGGGGUCUGCUGCAGUGUCCGAAGUGAUUAAAUACGAGUAUCAUGUCCUGUACUCCUGUAGCUACCAAGUGCCAGUUCUUUACUUUAGGGCAAGCUUUUUAGAUGGGAGACCACUAGCCCUGGAGGAUAUAUGGGAAGGAGUCCAUGAAUGCUACAAGACAAGGCUGGUGCAGGGGCCGUGGGACACCAUCACCCAGCAGGAGCAUCCAAUACUUGGGCAACCAUUUUUUGUUUUACAUCCCUGCAAGACAAAUGAAUUCAUGACUGCCGUGCUAAAGAAUUCACAGAAAAUCAAUAGAAAUGUCAACUACAUCACAUCGUGGCUGAGCAUCGUGGGACCUGUCGUUGGUCUGCAUCUACCUCUGAGCUACGCUGAAGCAUCAUCACAGGCUGAGUGAUUCGUAAGCAAUCAAGAUUUUCUGCUGAUCCUAGGAACUGCGGCAUGUAGCAGGGAAGCAUUGGUUUUCAUGGAAAUGGGACUGCAAUAUCUCAUGGCACCCAGAUUUUUUGGGAGUUCUUUCCUUGGAAAACAUCUACAGAAACCUGUUUGGAAUAGUGGUUGUGUGGAAGGAACAUGCCACAGAGUCAGAUCAGGUUUGGUGAUAUCACUGCUGACAUCACGAAGGCUGGCGUGGGGCAAUUCUCUCCAGGCACAGCUCUUCUGCUGUGGAGAUUGAUGGAGAAAUGUGUUUGUGUUUUUGUUUUAAUAUAAGGUGUAUGAAAAUUAAAAUGUAGAACUUGCCUUUUCUGAAAAAUUAAUGUUAGAAACAUGACCCAUCUUAAAUUAUCCUCCCACAGUCAAACUCAGGAACAAUGGAUUAUUUCUUUAUCACUCCCCAAAAAUGUGUGUGUGUGUGUAGACAUAAAAAAUUAGAUACAUAAUAAAGAAUAACUGAGCAUCUUA
Molecule: messenger RNA, 1473 nt
Organism: Psammomys obesus (fat sand rat)
Lineage: Eukaryota; Metazoa; Chordata; Mammalia; Rodentia; Muridae
Gene: Atg10
Product: autophagy related 10
Exons: 10
Coding region: 146-967 (273 amino acids)
Biological process (GO): protein lipidation; protein modification by small protein conjugation; macroautophagy
Cellular component (GO): intracellular anatomical structure
Molecular function (GO): Atg12 transferase activity
Source: RefSeq, a predicted model, not a curated record